AUGUAUAAAGAACAAAUUCAAGAGUUAAAAGAUCUUAAGUCCCGCGGCGCUAGUAAAGAACGUCUCACGGCUGCUGCUGAGAGUCUUAAGCAAAUUAAAGCUAACGUGAAGAAAGAAUCCUUACAGUUCUUGAAGGUUCAUGAAAUAGAGUAUUAUGAAAAUAUUGGGAAAAGCUGGGAUUCUUACCCUAGUGCCAUCCGCAUACCUCGUGACUCUGAAGGAUAUGUUCAUGCCUUUUUACAUGAUGAUUGUUCAACGAAUAUGGAAGGAAUAUAUCAAUUUUUUUGCAAGUAUGGUUUUGUUGUUUUUGAAAAUGUUCUUAACGAGCAAGAAUGUACCGUUACGUGUGCAGAAAUAUGGGAUCAACUUGAGGAAAAGAAUACUGGUCUUGAUCGAUAUGUAUCUGAAACAUUUGAAUUGAUGUCAAGUAAAACUUACGGAUUGGCUCCUCAGCCUGCUGUAUUUAGUCACCAAAUUUCAAAAAACAGAAGCAAUCCUAAAGUUGUUUCAAUUUUUCAAGCUAUGCUGCAGUCACAAGAUAUUAUCAUUUCUCAUGAUAGAUGGUGUUUGUAUAGACCUACCCAAGAAAACAAAAAUAAAUUAGAGUACAAGCAUUCAUGGAAGACUCCAAGUAAUCUGCAUCUUGAUUUGAAUCCUUGGACAUAUAAUUCUGGCUGUACUCCUAUUAAUGAAUUAGAGUUUGAGCAUAUGCGAGAUUUCAGCAAGGAGUUGAAUGGAGUGUCUAUCCUAACAAGCCCUAACAUUCAAGGCGUCCUUUCUUUAACAGAUAAUCGUGAAUAUGAUGGAGGAACUCUUCUAGUUCCCGGAUUUCAUCGUUUCUUUGCCAAAUGGUGCAGUACACUAUCAUCAAUGAAAGAUCAGAUAGCCAGAGGCAGUCAGCAAGAAGAAGAGAACAGGUUAAUUUGGCGUGGCCGCGGAGCAGGAAGUUAUAAAUUUAGCUCUUUUGAUCCCAUACAUUCACUGAAACAACGUAUUACAAUGCGCGCGGGUAGUCUUUUGAUUUGGGAUCAGCGUGUUGUGCACGGCUCAUCUCCAAACCACAGCCAUAAAUUCCGAGUGGCUCAGUUUAUUCGUGCCUUUCAGGAAUCCAGCGAGGGAAGGAACAAGAGAUACACCUGA
This is a messenger RNA of Bathycoccus prasinos, 1140 nucleotides long. RefSeq lists its product with no specific name. The transcript has 2 exons. The record is from RefSeq and is a predicted model, not a curated record. NCBI's taxonomy places the organism in Eukaryota, Viridiplantae, Chlorophyta, Mamiellophyceae, Mamiellales, Bathycoccaceae. The coding region runs from base 1 to 1140 and encodes 379 amino acids.